AUGUAUCAACUAGAACAACGCCAUCUUAUUAAAGCACGGUCGUGGAGGGGCGAAUGUGCUGAAAGACAGCCAAAUGCCUCAUUGAAAACUAAAGAAUCCGAAAUACCUGAUCACCGAGACGAAGAUAUUGAUUUGCCUCAGAUCUAUUAUUAUAAGAAUUUAUUAAGAUGUGCCGAGGCUGUAGAACCCGUUCCUAUGCAAAAAUCGUGGAUAGAGAAUAUACUUAAAAAAUCAGGGUCAGCACGUUGGAAGAAAAACACCAUUUUGGGAUCUUUGAUUGAGGAUGUUAAAGCCCAAUACAUUUUCUAUGGUAAACGGUUUCAUGUUGAUCAUACUAUAUUACCGAAUCUGAAUUUAAAAAAUGAACCAGAAAAACCAUCAACAAAAGCACUAACUAGAGCACGAAUAAUUUUAAAAUCAUUAGAUUGUGUAGUACAAUUAUUUGGAAAUUUAAAAACAACGCCAAAAUUAAAUAUUAAAUUACAUUUUGUGGGUUCAAAAUGUAUCAGUACGCCGAGCGUAGAAGAAAUUAUUGAACAAUACUGCUCAGCUUUGGAUUUAGUAAAUAAUGCAUUCAGCGAAUUACCAUCUUUGGAAAAUUUUUACGACGGUUUUGAAAAUACUCUUCAAUUUAUUUUAAUUAAUCGUGAUAGUCAAUAUUUAUCGGAAGCAAGAGCCACUUUGAAAGAGAAAUUAAAUUCGAUUUAUACGUAUUUGGCGACUUAUUUUGAAAAGCUGGAAAUUGAUUUCAGUGAAAUCGUACAUGAUGAACUGCCUGAAAUGUUUUCAAUAUAUCUACAAGAGAAUCACACGUAUGAGGAACUAAUAAAAAAGUUAGAUUUUUUUCAGUGUUUUAAGAAUAUGUCUAAAGAACUAAUAGAAUAUUUUGAGUUUGAGCUAGUAAAUAUUGAUCAGAGUGAAAUUAAAAAUCAUAUAUACGAUUUAGCCACAAAUUAUAUGGAUCAGACUGUUGAGCACGCCGUUAUUAAUUAUAUUAUUGAUCAUGAAAGGUAUAUAUUAUUAUUUUUUUUUUAUAAAUUCAACGAAUUGGUUGAACGGGCUUUUACUGAACCAAAAAAUUCUAAAGAGUUUUUGGAUCUUGGCGAUUAUAUGUUGUACGCUACUACUACAUUUAUGCAAGAGAUAAUUGUAACAGUGAAAUAUUUGUCUGCGGUCGCAUGCGACUUAUCUAAAUAUACAAUACUAUCUAAAGAAGUGUGGGAAGCACACGCGUCUUCUGUUUCAUGGAUACAAAAAUCAUCACACAUUUUCAUUAGAUAUUCUACUAUUUACGAAGCAGGCAAAUCUAAAGGAGAAGAAAAUAUGGGAAAAACAAUUAGUACAUUGAUUUAUGAUUUAGACACUUUUGAACCCAACCUUACGUUCUUGGAUCGUAUUGAUGAUAUAAACAAACUCUAUGAUUAUAAACUAUACAUGAACGCAUUAGUUAGAAAAUUAGAAAGAUUCGAUGCUAUUGUUGAUUGGAUUAACGGAGAAAAACAUUUGUUUAACAAAGAAAUUACUCCAUUUCAAGAACUCACUGACAUUAAAGAUUUCACAAAGCCAUUCAUUGAUCUCAUUGAAUUCUCCUAUCGCUGGACGUUGAAAAGGAAUGCAUGGAUGCACGGUGACUUUGAUGUACUUAUAUUAUCCGAAAUAGAGCUGCAAUUCGAUGAAUUUUACAAAGAAGCAUUGAGAAUACAAAAAUUUUUAAGAGUUAAAUGUAAGGAAAUGUUAACGCAAAAUGACAGUAAAGUAUAUGAGGGUAUAGUAGAUACUCUUAAUAUGAACCUAUGGCCAGCACCUUUGAAAAUUAUACAGCAAAUAGUUGAUAGCAUGAAGCAAUUUAGGCAAUACAUACCAACUAUCGGAAUAUUGUGUAACCCAAAUUUGACUGAAAGACAUUGGCAAGACAUGUCUGAAUUGACGGGAUAUGACUUUACACCCAAUGCUGGAACUACACUUUCUAAAAUUUUAGAUUUAAAUUUAGGAAAAUUAUUACCUCAGUUUGACGUUAUUAGUGUAGGUGCUACAAAAGAAGAACAAUUGCGAAAAACGUUGGUAAAAAUGAAAGAAGAUUGGAAACAUAUCUCACUAUCUACCAGCCCUUAUUAUAAGGAUACAAAUUUAAAUAUACUAUCUGGAUUAGAUGAUAUACAAACGGUACUUGAUGACCAUCUAAUAAAAACCAUAUCAAUACGCGGUUCAGCGUUUGUCAAGCCGAUAAGGGAUGAAGUAAAUGAGUGGUUUGAAAUGGUUAAUCGCAUGAAUAUGACACUUGAAGAAUGGGCAAAAGUACAAAUACAAUGGCUUUAUCUUUUACCAAUAUUCAGCUCUAAAGACAUAAUUGCUCAAAUGCCCGAGGAAGGAUCAUUGUUUAAUGAAAUUAAUACGGUUAUUAAAGGAUUAUUAAGUAUGGUUAAUUCAGAUCCGUUAGCCACUAAGUGUAUUGGACAAGAAGGUGUAUUAGAAUCAUUAAUUAACUGUAACGAGAUGAUGGAAACUAUUAACGCAGGCGUAAAUAACUAUUUGGAGAAAAAACGUUUAUUCUUUCCAAGGUUUUUCUUUCUUUCAAAUGAUGAAAUGUUAGAAAUAUUAUCAGAAACUAAAAAUCCCAAAAAAGUUCAGCCUCAUUUAAAAAAAUGUUUUGAAGGGAUCGCUAAACUAGAGUUUAGUAAAAGUUUAGAUAUUUUAAAGAUUUUAAGUAGUGAGGGUGAAGAAAUUGAACUUAAUAAAUUUAUUUCGACUGUCGAAGCAAGAGGAAGUGUAGAAAAGUGGUUACUUCAGGUAGAAGAACAAAUGGUCAUAUCGGUUAAAGAAUGUAUUGAAAAUGCUUAUAAUGAGUAUACGACUAUAAAACGAACUACAUGGGUACAGAAAUGGCCAGGUCAAUGUGUUUUGUGUGUCACUCAAAUUUAUUGGACUGCAGAAGUUCAUGAUGUAUUUAAUGCUCAACAAAUCGGAAAAAUGCGAAAUUAUCAUAUGUUUUUAACUAAUCAAUUGAAUAAUAUCGUUGAUUUAGUACGCGGUAAAUUAAGCAAGCAGACAAGAAUAUCGUUAAGUGCGUUAGUUACGUUAGAUGUCCACUGUAAGGAUGUUGUUGAUGAUUUGGCAAAUAAUAAUGUUUCUCACCAUAUGGACUUUAAAUGGCUAAGCCAGUUAAGAUAUUAUUGGAAAGAUGAUGUAUUGGUUUGUAUUACCAAUGCAACUGUGAAUUAUGCAUACGAAUACCUAGGUAAUACGCCUAGACUUGUCAUCACUCCUUUAACAGAUAGAUGUUAUCGCACAUUAAUUAGUGCUUAUCAUUUACAUUUAAAUGGUGCUCCGGAGGGACCAGCUGGUACCGGGAAAACAGAAACAACGAAAGAUUUAGCAAAAGCUUUGGCCGUGCAGUGUGUGGUGUUUAAUUGUUCCGAUAGCCUUGACUACUUGGCAAUGGGAAAGUUUUUCAAAGGGUUAGCUUCAACCGGAGCUUGGGCUUGUUUCGAUGAAUUUAAUCGUAUUGACAUCGAAGUAUUAUCAGUUAUUGCUCAGCAGAUAUUAAGUAUCAUUCAAGCGGUGAGAUCUAAUGUUGAAACUUUCAUGUUUGAAGGCACUGAACUUUUAUUAAACCCAAAAUGUUAUGUGUGCAUUACUAUGAAUCCGGGAUAUGCUGGGAGAUCCGAACUUCCCGAUAACUUGAAGGUUUUAUUUAGAACUGUGGCUAUGAUGGUGCCGGACUAUGCAAUGAUUGGAGAAAUAUCGUUAUAUUCCUUUGGAUUUGUUAAUGCGCGAGAAUUAUCUGUCAAGAUUGUUACAACCUAUAAACUGUGUUCAGAACAAUUAUCAUCUCAAUCACAUUAUGACUAUGGUAUGAGAGCGGUUAAGACUGUCCUUAUAGCAGCAGGUAAUUUAAAAAUGAAAUUUCCAAAAGAUGAUGAGUCAGAACUGUUACUUAGAUCUAUUUUGGAUGUGAAUUCCGCAAAGUUUUUAAGUAAAGAUGUUCCUUUAUUUAAUGGAAUAAUUUCUGAUCUAUUUCCUGGUGUGCGAAUGCCAAAUCCUAACUAUGAAAAUUUGAUUAAUGCUGCAAAUAUUGUGUGCGCAAAGAUGCAAUUGCAACCAAUAGAUAAUUUCAUGGAAAAACUAAUUCAGACAUAUGAAAUGAUGGUGGUUAGGCAUGGAUUUAUGUUAGUGGGAAAUCCAUUUGGAGGAAAGACAUCAUUACUUCAUUUACUCGCAAAAACAUUGACUCUACAGAAUCAACUUGGUCAAGGAGAAGAAAAGGUUGAAUAUGAAACAGUUAAUCCAAAAGCGUUGACUAUGGGUCAACUUUAUGGAUGCUUUGAUGACGUUUCACGCGAAUGGUCUGACGGGGUUGUAGCUAACACAUUUAGAGCGUUUUCAAUGUCAGAGACUUUAGAUAGAAAAUGGUUAAUUUUUGAUGGUCCUGUUGAUGCGGUUUGGAUAGAAAAUAUGAAUACAGUAUUAGAUGAUAAUAAAAAGUUGUGUUUAGUUUCUGGAGAAGUGAUAAGUAUGCCAGAUUGUAUGUCUAUGAUAUUUGAAGUAAUGGACCUUAAUCAGGCAUCUCCCGCAACUGUCUCUAGGUGUGGUAUGAUUUAUUUAGAUCCUUCAACUUUGGGUUGGAGGCCACUAGUAGAAAUGUGGUUAAAAACUUGUCCAGAGCUUUGGUCUUUAGAUCAAAAUGGCAUAGAUAUUAUGUGCUUAUUCGAUUGGAUAACUAAUCCAUGUCUUUAUUUUGUUCGCCGUAAUUGUGUUCAGUUAACGAAUGCAGGAGAAACAAAUACUGUUUUAAAUGUUAUAAAUAUAUUAGAAAUGCAGUUAAAAAAUUCAAAUGUUGAUGACCCAGAAUUAAAUGAAAACUUCACACUUUAUUUACAAGGAUCUUUUGUAUAUGCUUCUAUUUGGGGCUUUGGUGGAACUCUAGAUUCAAACUCAAGACCUGUAUUUGAUAUUUAUUUUAAAGAAUUGUGGAAGGGAGAAAUCCCUGGUUUGGAACCACCAGAAGCUCUAAGUUCUUUGGACAUUUUAAUACCCAGUGAAGGAUUGUUAUAUGACUAUGUAUACAAUUUUACAUCCAAAGGAUCUUGGAAAAAUUUAUCGGAAGUUGUAAAAAGCAAUAAACUUCACGAAAUGAGUAACAUUGAACAAACUUUAGUGCACACCCUUGAUACUGCAAGAUAUUUGCAUUUAGUUGAAAUGUUUAUUUUUCAUCGUAAACCAUUAUUACUUUUUGGUUCUACGGGUACUGGAAAGAGUUUUUACAUAAAAAAUUAUAUGAUGAAUGAAUUGUCGUUAGACGAAUACAUUCCAUCUUUUGUUACGUUUACAAUCCAGACAUCUGCUAAUUUUACUCAGGAAAUGGUUUUGUCGAAACUUAUAAAGCGUAAACGUGGUGUUUAUGGGCCACCAGAGGGGAAAAUGUGUGUUAUAUUUAUUGAUGAUAUGAAUAUGCCUAUCAAAGAGCAGUAUGGAGCUCAACCGCCCAUUGAACUAUUAAGACAGUAUUUUGAUCAUGGGCACUGGUAUGAUCUACAAGAUACAAGCAAAGUUCACCUUAAGGAUAUACUCAUGUUAACUGCCAUUGGUCCAACUGGUGGAAGUAGACAGGAUGUGUACGCAAGAUUUUUGCGUCAUUUUGGGUUAUUUGCUAUAAAUUCAUUUGAUGAUACAAGUAUUACAAAAAUAUACUCGACUUUGCUUAAUAUUGGACUAAGAAGGAAUGGUUUUACAUUAGAAGUGGUACCGAUCAUCGAUAAUAUAAUUCAAUCAACUAUUGAUUUAUAUAAAUCAGCUAUUACUAAUUUAGCACCAACUCCAGCAAAAUCACACUAUUUAUUUAAUUUGAGAGAUAUUUCAAAAGUUACGAAUGGAAUACUCAUGUUUCGUAAAGAGAGUUUUACCCACCGGAAACAGUUUACAAGAUUAUGGGUACAUGAAGUACUUAGAGUAUUCUAUGAUCGCCUUAUUGAUGAUAAAGAUAGAGAAUGUUUAUUCAAUGAAAUCCGUGAGGCAGUUAAUGCAAAUUUCCAAGAAAAAUUUGAUGUAGUGUUAAAUGAUUUAUCGAGUUCAGUUCCCAUUCGUUACCAAGAUGCUACAAAUCUUUUAUUUACAAGUGCUACAGAUAUUGAUGCAGCUGAAAACAAAAAAUAUGAAGAACCAGCUGAGUUAUCAAAUUUUAUAGCAAUAGCACAAACGGUGAUGGAUGAAUAUGACAUGACACAUAAAUCGAAAUUAAACAUAGUUUUGUUUAAAUAUGCUCUUGAGCAUCUUUCGAGGAUAUGUAGAAUUGUAUCGAUCCCCGGCGGAUGUGCAUUGUUAGUUGGAGUAGGAGGCUCAGGUCGGCAAUCUCUUACUCGAUUAGCAUCAGAAAUGUAUAAUUAUAAUACUUUUCAACCGGAGAUAACUAAGAGUUAUGGCUUCAAUGAGUGGAGAGAUGAUUUGAAAUUUGUAUUAAUGGAAUCAGGAGGAAAAAAUCGUCCCACCGUAUUUUUAUUUGCUGAAGGGCAAAUCAAGGAAGAAUAUUUUUUACAAGACAUUGAUUCUUUAUUAAAUUCUGGUGAAGUACCAAAUAUAUUUACUUUGGAUGAACAGCAAAGUAUAUUAGAGAUGGUUAGAUUAGCUGCUCAAGGAGGAAAUAGAAAUUUAGAUAUUUCACCAUUGGUCGUUUUCGAUUACUUUAUCAAUCGGUGCAAACAAAAUUUACAUAUAUUUUUAUGCUUUAGUCCAAUUGGCUCGACAUUUAGAAACCGAUUGAGACUUUAUCCAUCAAUGGUUAGUUGUUGUACAAUUAAUUGGUUUGAGGAUUGGCCAGAAGAUGCGUUAGUAAUGGUAGCACAGAAAUACAUGGAAAACGUCAACCUGUCUAAUAAAAUUAAAAACUCUGCAGUUAUAGUUUGUCAACGCUUUCACAUCGAUGCAAGACGAUUAUCUGCGGAAUUUUAUUCUACUACACGCCGUCGAACGUACAUAACAUCAGCUUCAUAUUUAGAUUUAAUUAAAGCUUAUACGAACUGCACUAAUCUUAAGCAAAAAGAAAUUAUGGAGGAAAAAAUGCGUUACGUUGGUGGUCUUGAAGAACUAGAAUAUGCUACUGUGCAAGUGAAUCAGAUGAAGGAAGAUUUAUUUAUACUUCAGCCUAAACUACAAAGAGCUCAAAAAGAUACAGAAAAAAUGAUGAUCAUGAUAUCACGUGAGACAACCGAAGUUGAAAAAGCUACUGCUAGAGUACAAGCCGAUGAAAAAGUAGCAAAUGUUCAAGCUGAGGCAGCGAAUGAACUAAAAUCAGAAUGUGAAACUGAUUUAGCAUUAGCUAUACCAAUUUUAGAAGAUGCAAUCAAUGCUUUAAAUACUCUUAAACCAGCUGAUAUUACUUUGGUUAAGUCUAUGAAGAAUCCUCCUAUUAUGGUAAAAACUGUAAUGGCAGCAGUGUGCGUGAUGAAAGGAGUGUUACCAGAUAAAAGGCCAAAUCCUAAUAAACCUGGACAAUAUAUAAUUGACUAUUGGGGCCCAAGUAAAAGAUUACUAGGCGAUCUAAAUUUUUUGCAGUCGUUAAAGGAAUACGAUAAAGAUAAUAUCUCUGAUAAAACUAUGAAUGUUAUACGUAAAGAAUAUCUUCCAGAUCCAAAUUUUAAACCAUCAAUCGUAGGUAAAGCUUCCAGUGCUGCGGAGGGUUUGUGCAAGUGGGUUAUCGCAUUGGAUAGGUAUGAUCAAGUAAUAAAAAUUGUCGCGCCAAAAAAAGAAAAAUUAGAGAUAGCCGAUAAAGAAUUUAAAGCAACCAUGGAGAUAUUGGAUGAAAAAAGAAAUUCAGUAAGAGAGUUACAAGAAAAAUUAAACGCACUUAAAGAACGAUUGCACCAGACAGUGUUAAACAAAGAAAAAUUACUAGCGGAAGUAGAGUUAUGUGAAAGCAAGUUGCUUAAAGCUGAAAAACUCAUAGGAAGUCUCGGUGGUGAGAAACAUCGUUGGGCCCAACGUGCUGAAGAGCUACAAACCAUAUAUAAUUGUAUACCGGGGGAUAUUCUUAUAUCUUGUGGAAUAAUUGCAUAUUUGGCUCCAUUUACAUCACAUUUUAGGUCGUCGGUUAUUGAUGAGUGGAAAAUAUUAUGUAAUAAUUUAAAGAUUCCGAGUUCAAAUAGUUACAGUUUAAUUAAGGUUUUGGGUGUACCAAUAAAAAUUCAAAAUUGGACUAUUAAUGGUUUACCGAUGGAUUCAUUUUCAAUUGAUAAUGCUAUAAUAAUGGACGGGUCUCAAAGAUGGUCUUUAUUGAUUGAUCCUCAAGGUCAAGCACAUAAAUGGGUGAAGACGAUGGAAAAAUCUAAUGAUAUAUCAAUUGUAAAACUAACAAAUUCCAAUUAUAUGAAAGUGAUUGAAUUAGCUAUUGAAGUUGGGAAUCCAGUAUUAAUUGAAAAUGUUUUGGAAGAUUUAGAUUCUCCAUUAGAUCCAAUAUUAUUGAAGCAGGUUUAUAAACAAGGGCCUAUGAUGUUUAUAGUGAUUGGUGAUAAUGUAAUUGAAUAUAAUUCGAAAUUUCGAUUAUAUAUUACAUCAAAGCUGAGAAACCCACACUAUUCACCAGAAAUAUUUAAUAAAGUGACCAUUAUAAAUUUUGCUUUGACUGUGGAAGGUUUAGAAGAUCAGUUGUUGGGGAUUGUUGUGGCUAAAGAACGGCCAGAUUUAGAGUCAAAAAGACAGCAAUUAAUUGUUGAAGGUGCUGAAAAUGCUAGAGCAUUGUUAGAUGUCGAAAACAAUAUUUUACAAAUACUUUCAGCACCAGGAAACAUUUUAGAAGACGAAGAUGCGGUUGACGUUUUAGAUAACUCAAAGAUAUUAGCUACAGACAUUAUUCAGAAACAAGUGGCUUCAGUAGAAACUGUUGCGGUUAUCGACCAAUUCAGAUUGCAGUAUAAGCCAAUUGCUAAACACUGCUCUAUACUUUAUUAUUGCAUUUCAGAUUUGCCUAAUAUUGAUCCAAUGUAUCAAUAUUCAUUAAAUUGGUUUUUCAAUAUAUUUGUUAUGACAAUUGAAACAGCAAAUAAAUCUAAAAUAAUCAAAAUACGAUUAGAAGCUUUGAAACAAACGUUUACAUAUAAUUUAUAUGCCAACGUAUGUCGGUCAUUAUUUGAAAAGGAUAAGACGUUGUUUUCAUUCAUUAUGUGUACUACAAUAAUGAUAGCUGAAAAUAAAAUUGAUAAGCAAGAACUGAUGUUUCUUAUGACUGGCGGUGUAGGUUUAAAAAAUGAAGUUCCUAACCCUGGGUCUGAUUGGUUACUGGGUAAAAGUUGGGAUGAGAUUUGUCGCCUAGAUGAUAUAAAUACGUUUAAAGGUAUAAAACAUGAUUUUAUAAGAAAUGUGAAAGACUGGAAAAAUUACUAUGAUUUAACUGACCACGAAAAUUCAAAGUUCCCUAAUCCUUGGUACGAUAAAUUAAGUGAUUUUCAACGUAUUGUUAUCGUGCGUACAAUUAGACCAGACAAAGUUAUUCCUGCGAUUACAAAACUUAUCAAAAUAGAACUUGGAGAAAAGUUCACUUACCCACCACCAUUUGACAUAAAUAAAUCUUACAGCGAUUCAGGCUGCCUGAGUCCUCUUAUAUUUAUUCUAUCACCUGGAAUAGAUCCUAUGUCAAGCUUAUUGCAAUUUGCCGAAAAAAUGGGUCAGGCAGAAACUCUACAAAGUGUUUCAUUGGGUCAAGGACAAGGUCCUAUAGCUGAAUCGUUUAUAAAUACCGCACGAAGUGAAGGAAGCUGGGUUUGUUUGCAAAAUUGCCAUUUAGCUACUUCAUGGAUGGAACAAUUAGAAUUAAUCUGCGAUUCAUUUGAUGUGUCUAAUGUGCAUAAUGAUUUUAGAUUAUGGUUGACUAGCUAUCCAUCGGAGAAAUUCCCAGUUUCCGUCCUCCAAAACGGCGUUAAAAUGACCAAUGAGCCUCCAACAGGCUUACAAGCGAAUAUGCUCAGAAGUUAUCAAUCAUAUCCCGUUAAAGAUCAAAAUUUCUUUGAUGGGUGUCUUGGAAAAACCAACAUAUUUACAAAACUUUUAUAUGGAAUUACAUUUUUCCAUGCAGUCAUACAAGAGAGAAAAAAAUUUGGGCCUAUUGGAUGGAAUAUACCUUAUGGCUUUAAUGAAUCCGAUUAUCAUAUUUCCAUUCAACAACUUCAAAUGUACAUUAAUGAGUAUGAUGAGAUACCAUUCGAGGCUGUCACAUAUCUGACAGGAGAAUGCAAUUAUGGUGGUAGAGUGACUGAUGAUUGGGAUAGGCGUACGUUGAAGACGAUUUUGGAUAUAUUUUGUUGUCCACAAGUAGUUGAAAAUUCUGAUUACUUGUUUUGUGAGAUUAGUACAAAGUAUGGCUUACCGUUUCGAAUCGAUUACCUCAGCUUUAUAGAACAAAUUGAAGAAAUUCCAAUCGUCUCAAGUCCAGAAGUAUUUGGAUUGCAUAUGAAUGCGGGAAUUACACGUGAUUUACAGAGUACAUCACAACUGUUCGACUCUAUGUUAUUGGUAGUGGAAUCUAGUGGCGGUACUGACGAUUCCGAUACGGCUGAGAAUCUGUUAAUAGGAAUCGCGUCUGAUAUACUCUCGAAGCUUCCAAACAAUUUUGACGUGGAAAUGGCAUCGAUCAAAUAUCCUGUUAUGUACAACGAAUCAAUGAACACUGUUCUUGUUCAAGAAAUGGAACGUUUCAAUAUACUGUUGUCCGUGAUACGUAAAAGCUUACAAGAUCUGAUAAAAGCCAUUAGAGGUGCCAUUGUUAUGACGCCUGAAUUGGAAACAAUGUCCUUGUCGUUAUCCGUGGCUAAAUAUCCAGUAUUUUGGUCAAAGUUUUCCUAUCCAAGCCUUAAAUCUUUGGGUGGAUAUAUAACUAAUUUUAUAGAGCGUCUUAAUUUCUUACAAAUUUGGUACGAAAAUGGUAAGCCCAAUAAUUUCUGGCUCAGUGGACUUUUUUUUACUCAAGCAUUUCUUACCGGAGCUAUGCAAAAUUUCGCUCGUCGUUACACUAUACCUAUAGAUCAAUUGUGUUUUGAUUUUGAAGUACAACAUUCUGACCGAAUAAAUGCAGCUCCCGAAGAUGGAGUUUAUUGUUAUGGUUUAUUUGUAGAUGGCGCCCGUUGGGAUAGAUCUAACAUGGUAUUGGAGGAACCGUUCCCAAAAGUGUUGACAGAUGUGUUACCAUUAGUAUGGUUCAUACCUAUGAGAAAAAAUAAACUAGAAGACAAAAAUAGAUAUGUAUGUCCUGUGUAUAAGACUUCAGAGAGAAAGGGUAUAUUGUCUACAACUGGUCAUUCCACCAAUUACGUUCUUCCGAUCUUUCUGGACACCAAUAAAAAUGCCUCGCAUUGGGUAUACCGCGGAGUAGCACUACUUUGUCAAUUGAACGAUUAAAAUAGUUUUAUUUUACUAAAAGUGAUGUUUAGUAUUGUUUAAUACUUCAUUAUUUGAUGUUUCAUUAAUAAUAAACAAAUAUUAUAAUAAACUAAUGAUUUAUUAAAUUUACUAUCAUUACAAAAGAACAAAAACAGUUACCUAUUGUAAUUUUAUA
Molecule: messenger RNA, 11533 nt
Organism: Rhopalosiphum padi (bird cherry-oat aphid)
Lineage: Eukaryota; Metazoa; Arthropoda; Insecta; Hemiptera; Aphididae
Product: dynein axonemal heavy chain 12-like
Exons: 49
Coding region: 1-11376 (3791 amino acids)
Biological process (GO): microtubule-based movement
Cellular component (GO): dynein complex
Molecular function (GO): ATP binding; dynein intermediate chain binding; dynein light intermediate chain binding
Source: RefSeq, a predicted model, not a curated record